Pungitius pungitius (ninespine stickleback) is the source of this 2049-nucleotide messenger RNA. RefSeq names its product purinergic receptor P2X, ligand-gated ion channel, 1 (gene p2rx1). Lineage: Eukaryota; Metazoa; Chordata; Actinopteri; Perciformes; Gasterosteidae. Gene Ontology annotation, cellular component: nuclear inner membrane; plasma membrane. Gene Ontology annotation, biological process: calcium ion transmembrane transport; response to ATP. Gene Ontology annotation, molecular function: purinergic nucleotide receptor activity; extracellularly ATP-gated monoatomic cation channel activity; ATP binding. The transcript is spliced from 13 exons. The record is from RefSeq and is a predicted model, not a curated record. The coding region runs from base 190 to 1365 and encodes 391 amino acids.
UACACAUGAGGACUUCUCAUGAAGCGCGGCAGACGCUACUUAUGAGAAGAGGCAGAAAGGACCUUUACCACCAGUGAGGAACUCCAGCAGAGGAGAAAAAGAGUGUUUGGGCCAAAGGGAGAGACCACGAGAGGGAGAGAGAGAGAGAGAGAGACCCUCCUCUCUGCGCAGGCCAGCUGAUGAGAGAAGAUGAAGAGCCACAUCUCCAACGCUCUCUCUGACUUCUUCUUCGAGUAUGAGACCCCUCGCCAGGUGCUGGUGAGGAACAGGAGGGUGGGAAUUGUGUGCCGUCUGAUCCAGGCGGGGGUCCUGGCCUACAUUAUCGGGUGGGUGUUCAUCUACGAGAAAGGCUACCAGUCCACAGACAUAGCAGUGAGCUCUGUCUUCACCAAAAUGAAAGGAGUGGGCUACACCACCAUCAAUGGAGAGGAGAAAGUCUGGGAUGAGGUCGACUACGUCUUCCCACCACAGGGAGACUCGUCUUUCGUGGUGAUGACAAACUUCAUAAUAACUGAAGGCCAGAAGAUUGGGAAGUGUCCAGAGCUCCCGGGCACGCUGGACUGCAGCUCAGACGCUGACUGCGAAGGAGGGAGAUUCAAACGUACGGGACAUGGACACAUGACAGGAGUCUGUGUGAAAGCCAACAAGACCUGCGAGGUGUUGGCUUGGUGCCCCGUUGAGGACGACCGCAACAUACCAGAUCCUGCUUUGUUGAUGUCUGCAGAGAACUACACACUGUUCAUCAAAAACUCUGUAACUUUCCCCAUAUUUGACAUCUCGAGGAGUAACCUGGUGGAAGGCUUGGAUUCUGAAUACAUAAGCAAAUGCCUUCACGAUCCAAAGGAUGCUCCAUUGUGUCCCAUAUUCAGACUGGGAGACAUAGUUAAACUGUCUGGCUUCAACUUCGAAACAAUAGCCAAAGUGGGAGGGGCCAUUGGCAUUGUGAUUGACUGGACGUGUAACCUGGACGUGGAUGUAAAACACUGUAGACCAACGUACAGCUUUCACGGCCUGUACGGAAACGCCGCCGAGACCGACAAAGCCAGAGCAUCAGUUGGCUACAAUUUCAGGUAUGCAAAACAUUAUUUAGAGGACAAAGUCCAGAAGAGAACCCUUCUCAAAGUGUUUGGCAUCAGGCUCGACAUCAUCGUGAAGUCACUGGCCAGAAAGUUUGACAUCAUCCCAACGCUGACCGCGAUAGGCUCCGGAGUGGGCAUCUUUGGAGUGGCGACCGUGGUAUGCGACCUGGUGCUGCUCUAUUUACUUCCAAAAAGAGCUUAUUACAAGAACAUGAAAUUCAAAUCCACCGACUCUCAUAAACAGGACCCGGACUCAGAGGCAUGUAGCACAGUAACAGAGAAGUGACCUGUGAGAAAACCUUUGAGGUUGGUCCUUUGAAGGCGUAAUGGCAAGGGACGCCACAAGAUCCGGAUUCCAAUCCACACUAAAUGGACUCUGGAUUGGAGACAUAGUCAAAGACAUUUCUUGGUGUACUCCAUUUUUUCGGCAUCUUCUACCAACAUCCCCCGCUCCAAAGAGUGAGCCUGAGUGACUGACUGAGUUUUAGCAUGGCUCGUCUGUAUAUGUGUACCUCUUUUUAAAUGUUUUGAGUGUAGCUUGGUGAGACUUUGUUUCUUUGGGUGUAACCCCCCCGCCUCCACCCUUAUCUGUACAGGUUGAAAGAAAACUUUGAUGUGAUUGUGCAUCCAGGAUUGAUUCACAACUCAUCAAUUAGCUCGGUAUCCGCCUUCUGUCCAAACACGAUUCACCAUGACGUCACUGACAGAGUGACUCAUCUCCUGUGUGCACAUUGUGAUCUGCAGUUCAAUAAAAGAUGCGCAGUGACAUGAGUUUUUUUGUUGGUCCCUGCAGUAGUGAAACAGGAAUGAAUACAUGCAGCAUGUUAAGUUAAUUCAGAUGUUCUUUUUUUUUAUUGCAUUUGAUCUUCUCCAGGUGUACAAAAAGCAUGCAAAAAAAUAACUUCAUAAUGUAUAAAUUUACACAGUAACAUCUGCAUUCCAUAGAGACAUGCCACGCAAGCAACACAAG